This is a messenger RNA of Phragmites australis (common reed), 779 nucleotides long. Its product is annotated as 14 kDa proline-rich protein DC2.15-like. Lineage: Eukaryota; Viridiplantae; Streptophyta; Magnoliopsida; Poales; Poaceae. The record is from RefSeq and is a predicted model, not a curated record. The coding region runs from base 104 to 493 and encodes 129 amino acids. The transcript has a single exon.
ACCAUAAACCAUCACAGGCACUUAGACAUUGAUCGAGUUAUCAACGAGACUAGCUUAAUCAUUCUGCUUUGCGCGUGUGGUCCAGUAACUGCUGCAUAGCAAAAUGGUAGGCAAGGCCUCGAUCGCGCUGUUCCUCGCCGUCAACCUGGUCGUGUUUGCCAUGGCCAGCGCCUGCGGGGGAAACUGCCCCACGCCAUCGACCCCGUCAACGCCUACCCCGACGCCGGCGGCGUUCGGCAAGUGCCCCCGCGACGCGCUGAAGCUGGGCGUGUGCGCAAACGUGCUGGGCUUGAUCAAGGCCAAGGUCGGCGUGCCGCCCGCCGAGCCGUGCUGCCCGCUGCUGGAGGGGCUCGUCGACCUCGAGGCGGCCGUGUGCCUCUGCACUGCCAUCAAGGGCAAAAUCCUCGGCAUCAACCUCAACCUGCCCAUUGACCUCAGCCUCAUCCUCAACUACUGCGGCAAGACCGUGCCAACUGGAUUCAAGUGCCUCUAAGCUAAUGGAUGCAUAUGUCUCCUUCCUGCGUGCUAGGAGGGCAUCCUUCUUUUCUUUUUACCGUUCGUUUUAAUCCUGGUUUACCUUCUUGGUUGCUACUACGUGUGCUAGCCUGCUAGGUCUAGCACACGCGCAAGUAUGCAUGCAUGGAUAGAUCAGUCGCAAAGCAUGUGCGCACGUAGCCGGUUUCACUUGACUCCGUUUUUUCGUUGUUUCCUGGCGUGUCCCUGUGAACUAUUUGGAUUAUUUAUUUUUACUCGGCAAUCGGAUUGUACGAAUAAAAAUU